AUGGAACCAGAGCCGUCCCUUGGCGCUCUCCUCAAGGCUAUCACAGCCCUCACCGCCACAGUUGGGUCCUUACAGGACCAAGUCAAAGCCCAAGGCCAACAGCUCAUUGAGCUUAAAGCCAUAUGCAAGGAGACUGCCAACUUACUUGGCAACAAGGAUCAAGGAGGAGUCCAAACCCAGCCUGGCCCAUCAACUGGGCCUGUCACCCCUCCAACCCACACAGGAGGGGAGACCCACACUCCAGGCAUGGUUAGGCCUGGGCUCAAGGCCCCAUUCAGGCCUUCAAGAGGAACAGGUUUUGACUCCAAAGAAGAUGAGGACCCAAGACAAGGCCCCAAGAAAGAGCCUCUGGGAACGCCUAAAUGCUCCCUUAGUUCCCUUACCCCUUUUGACUCCAGGUCCAGCAUAAAACAACCCAAAAUGGAGCUUCCAGACCCCUACAAAGGCAACACUAGGGGACAGAAGGCCACACAGUGGCUUGAUCAAAUGCUUCUUUGGGUUGCCCUCCACAGGGAUCAGUUUGACAAGGAGGAACAGAUGGUGGUAUGGAUUUUAUACCACAUGACAGACAAGGCUGCCAACUGGGCCCUCCCCAUCAUUGGAACCAUCAUCAAGGGCAAGGGGAAUCCUCCUACCACCAUCCUGGUCCUAACGGCCAAAUUCAAGGAGGCAUUUGCCGACCCCAAUGCCAAGAGAGCAGCAGCCAGGAAAAUAGCUACCCUGGCCCAAACCACCACCACCUCCAAGUAUGUCACAGAGUUCCGCAAUCUCAUGGCGGAAUUAGACUGGAAUGAGGAAGCCUACAUUGCGCAAUUCAUGCAAGGCCUCCACUGGAAGGUUAAGGAAUUGUUGUCUACCAAAGAUAGCAUUCUGGACAAACUUGAAGCCAUUUUUGCAGCAGCCAUCAAAAUUGACAACAUCCGCUGCAAAAAUGAGGAAAAUCGGCCUAAAAAGGCCCCCGCCAAGUCCCUGGCCACCGUGGCCACCUCCACUUCCACUACUACCACACAGCGGGUCCAUCUAUCAGAGGAUCCCAACUACGUCACGCUGGAGGAAAGGGACUGUUGCCAAGCAUCAGGUCUUUGCGUAAAAUGCAGCCAGAAGGGACAUGGGAUCAAACAAUGUCCCAAUGGCUGGAAGGCAACCCCCAAGGAAUCUGCAAAGGUUGCUCAGGACAAGUUGGAAAAAGAAUGA
Molecule: messenger RNA, 1194 nt
Organism: Rhizoctonia solani
Lineage: Eukaryota; Fungi; Basidiomycota; Agaricomycetes; Cantharellales; Ceratobasidiaceae
Product: Retrotransposon-derived protein PEG10
Exons: 1
Coding region: 1-1194 (397 amino acids)
Molecular function (GO): nucleic acid binding; zinc ion binding
Source: RefSeq, a predicted model, not a curated record